Antechinus flavipes (yellow-footed antechinus) is the source of this 4301-nucleotide messenger RNA. RefSeq names its product syntrophin beta 1 (gene SNTB1). Lineage: Eukaryota; Metazoa; Chordata; Mammalia; Dasyuromorphia; Dasyuridae. Gene Ontology annotation, molecular function: protein binding; structural molecule activity. The record is from RefSeq and is a predicted model, not a curated record. Gene Ontology annotation, cellular component: synapse; dystrophin-associated glycoprotein complex; intracellular anatomical structure. Bases 492 to 2186 code for a protein of 564 amino acids. The transcript is spliced from 7 exons.
CGGCGGCGGCGGCUGCUGGAACAGGUGAGCUGCCGGUACCAGGUCUUUUGCCUGCCCUUCUCCGCGUGCCCUUUCCAGAGACACCCUUCCCAGCUCUUUGCAGUUCAGAAGCUCCCCUUGGUUUGGGGUUUUGCAAUUGGCGGCAGGGUGCUUCUCUACCCCCCCACCCACACCUCCUUCUUCUUUUAGGUUGCUCCACCCCGCCCCGGAUCAGGCGAGGGGGGAACUAGCCGGAGCGAUUUGCUGGCGCUUGCCAACUCGUGCGUGCGGAGUGUGUCUCUGAACUCGGGGAGUGAAGUCCUGCGGCGGCGGCGGCGGCGGCGGCAGCAGCAACAGCAGCAGCGGUCGCUGCCUCUCUCCUGAGUCUCGGCCUUCUAGUUCCCGCAAGACCCCUUGGCCUGCCCCCACCCCCUUCCCUCCAGUAUACCCACCCUUCCCCACUUUUUUUUUUCCCUUUUGCAAUCACAUGGUAUUUUAAGAAUGCUGGAAAGAUGGCGGUAGCAGCAGCAGCAGUAGCUUCGGCAGCGCCGACUGGGGGAGGCGGCUGCCGGGGGCAGCGGAGCGGGCUGCUGGAAGUUUUGGUGCGGGACCGUUGGUACAAAGUUCUGGUGAACUUGAACGAGGACGCCCUGGUCCUGAGCAGCGAGGAGGGCGCCGGAGCUUACAACGGCGUCGGGGGCGGCGGCGGCGGAACCGCCAAUGGCUCUUUCUGCCGAAGCACAGGCGGUGGGGCUGGUGGCCACUGCCCCGGGGGUCCCGGGGUCGGUGGCGGGGCUGGAAGCGGGAACCAGUCCCUGGACACCCCUGUACCCUCUGGAGGGGGCAGCCCCCAAGUGGGCGUCCGCACUGCCUUCACUGACCUGCCAGACCAAGUGCCCGAAUCUAUCGCCAACCAGAAGAGGGGCGUGAAGGUGCUGAAACAGGAGCUCGGGGGACUGGGCAUUAGCAUCAAAGGGGGUAAAGAAAACAAAAUGCCCAUCCUCAUCAGCAAGAUUUUCAAGGGGCUAGCAGCAGAUCAGACCCAGGCCCUCUACGUAGGGGACGCGAUCCUGUCAGUGAAUGGAGCCGACCUGAGGGACGCCACCCACGACGAAGCGGUUCAAGCGCUCAAACGAGCGGGUAAAGAGGUGUUGUUGGAAGUGAAGUACAUGCGAGAAGCAACUCCCUACGUGAAAAAGGGUUCUCCAGUAUCAGAGAUUGGGUGGGAGACUCCCCCACCCGAAUCCCCGAGAUUAGGAAGCACCAACUCAGAUCCACUCUCACCACUCCCCCUCUCAUUUCACCGAGACAAAAAAUGCAUCCCGCUCAAAAUGUGCUACGUGACUCGAAACAUGGCUCUGAAUGACCCCGAAGACAGACAUCUUGAAAUCCAUUCACCUGACGCUAAGCACACUGUCAUCCUGCGGAGCAAAGAUUCAGCCACAGCCCAGGCAUGGUUCAAUGCCAUCCAUGCCAAUGCUAGCGAUCUGCUUACAAAGGUCAUCGCAGAGGUCAAAGAGCAGCUGGGGAAAAGUGGAAUUCCUGGGAGCCGAGAGAUCAGACAUCUAGGCUGGCUUGCAGAGAAGGUGCCAGGAGAAAAUGAGAAGAACUGGAAGCCAGCCUUGGUUAUGCUGACUGAGAAGGACCUCUUAAUCUAUGACAGCAUGCCACGGAUAAAAGAAGCCUGGUUCAGUCCUGUUCAUACGUACCCUCUGUUAGCUACCAGAUUGGUCCAUUCAGGUCCUGGCAAAGGAUCACUGCAGGCUGGGGUGGAUCUGUCAUUUGCAACUAGGACUGGUACCAGGCAAGGAAUUGAAACCCAUCUCUUCAGAGCUGAGACCAGCAGGGACCUCUCCCAGUGGACAAGAAGCAUCGUUCAGGGCUGCCAUAACUCAGCAGAACUCAUAACUGAAAUCACCACCUCAUGCACAUACAAAAACCAAGAGUGCCGUCUGACCAUACAUUAUGAACAUGGAUUCUCCAUCACCACUGAGCCACAGGAGGGUGCCUUCCCCAAGACAAUUAUUCAGGCUCCUUAUGAAAAGCUCAAAAUGUCUUCAGAUGAUGGGAUCAGGAUGCUUUAUUUAGACUUUGGCGGAAAGGAUGGAGAGAUUCAAUUAGACCUUCACUCCUGUCCCAAACCUAUUGUAUUCAUCAUUCAUUCCUUCUUGUCAGCUAAAAUUACAAGGCUCGGGUUGGUGGCGUGAAUGGAGGAGUAAUGGUUUCCACAAGAAGAAACAGAGCCACCAUGCUUACUGGAAGUAUGAUUCACCAAUCCAUGUUAGGUGCUAGCCAGUCACCAGCAGUGCCCCAAGAGGAGCAGAGGACAUUGGUUAUCAGGUCUAGCCAGUCCCAGUGACUCUCCGAGGCAUUGCUUUCAGUUUAGUCAAACACAAAGAGCUACGUUAAGAAAAAAGCAACAUCUGGAAUUUCAGAACCAGUUUCUUUAGUCAAGGAAAAUGUCCUUAUCAGGGGGCAAUAAACAGGUUGUAAAUACUGAAAAAGGAAGCUUAAAAAAAGUUCAGUGAUUUGAAAUGAUUUAAAAUAUACUGUAAAAUAGAAAUUAGCAUAUUACUGUGUUCACACUUCAGAAUCAUUGUUGUACUUAUUUUCACAUAACUUGUUUAUUGAUAUUGAGCAAAGGCUAAGUAGGUGAAGGAUAGACAUAUAUCAUCCUCCUCCCCCAAAAUAAAUGAUACAGGAUUAGAAGUGGGCUAUUUCCACCUGCUAAAUAAAUUUAAUUUUUUGAGGAAUAAGACAGUUUUUCACAUAGAAUCUGGUCUUUCAUAAGAUUCAUAGAUUUAAGGAUGGGAAUUUACAGAUCAUCUAAUUCAACUCUUCCAGAUGACAAAAUUAAGGCCAAAAAAAGGGAAAAGAAAUUUCCUCAAAAUCAAGCAGUUAGUAAGUAACAGAGUUGGGAAUCCAUAUCCUGCCUCCAAAUCCAACCUCUUUUCACAAUCCUACAAUAUGAUAUGACUACAAUACCUUUUUUUGAUGGAUUAUAUUCCUGAAGUAAGAGAAUGAUUCUGAAGUGUUCUCCGUUAAUGAAUGUUGAGCAAAAAAAAAAAAAAAAUUUUUUUUCAAUAGAAAUGAUUGGUAGAGUUGGAAACUGCAUAGGUUAUUUAGUGCUUGGGGGAAGAUAAUUAAUCCUGGGAUUCCAAUGUGAAUAAUAAAGCCUGUUCUCUAAGAGCAAACCCAAUGAGGAGGAAGCCAGUAGCAGGCAUUGACUAUAAACUUUCUGAGUUGGAAAGCAAGUCACAAGAGCUAUCUUUAACAUGUAAAAGAAAAAGCAGAAACCCUACCAAAUCCUCUAAAUUCUUUGUCUUUGGUUCAGUUUUGUUGAUGUCAGUGUUAAGUAUCAAAUCAAUUAUUCCUUACAUACCAUUAUGACUGGGAAGAGCAGCAUAUGCUGCGGAUUAUCCCCAAACCAAAUUCUAUCAGUACUUUGGGUCCUUUUAGAAUCAUAGAGAUUGUAGCUAAUGGCCUGGUUUUAUUCUGCCAAAUAAUCAGGGAGAUGUUCAAAUCUAACUUUAUUGAAACAAAAUCUCAGAGAUUUUGGUUUAUAUCAACUCGAUUCAACAUUUAAAGCAGAUUCUUCUCCCUGUAGCUUGUGUAGAUGAGCUUAGCUCUGAUUUUCAGAAUCACAGGGUUUGGUUUGUUUUUCUCUUUUUUUUUUUGCAGAUAUCUAUGCAAAGAAUUUAAAAGAGGUAAAUUUGAAAAUUGGCCCACCUGCUCUAAACCUCUCUGCUGCCAGGGAUAUGAAAUGAAAUGAUGUGCAAAGCCUUAUGGGGGUAGGAUUGGGGAGGGAAAAUAGAUUUUUCUUAAGUGUGCUUAUAAAUUCGGAUCUUUAUCUCUAUAAAGCUAAAGAUUGAAAUGCGAGCUUAUGUACUGUAGGAAAGGCUUGACAAUUUUGUAAGUUGCACUGCAUUAUUUCCUUAUACAUCUAAAAAUCACUAGAAUGUUGUUCUACAUGAGAAUUUUACUUGUGCAUUGUAAAUAACUUCUUAGGAAACAUGCUAGUGCCAAGAGCUGAAGUUGCCACAGUACAUAAUCCAAGGUGCUCAGUACUACAUGAAGAAUGAGUAACUUACUCAGAAUUAAUGUGCAACAAUCCUAUUAUAUAUUUAUAGAAAAAUUUAAAUGAUGGUAAUUGCAAAUAUUCUUUCUUCAUCACUUACCAAGUUUUGGACUGAUUCAUAUCUGGGUGGGGUCACAGAAUGAUACUACCUUCUCUGCAUUUAUAAAAGUUUAAUGAAAAUAUUUAUAUUUUAGAAGAAAUAUAUUUGAAUAAAAUUAUUGGAUUUUUCUGAAGCAAACUAAAA